UCUAUUCCUGUUUCAUAUCUCGAGUUCCUCAGGAAAAUGGUUCGAUAUACGUACAUCUUUGUCCUGGUGCUUUUGGCCAUUUGCUCCCGAUGCGGAUCCUCCAUGGCUAUUCCGGAUGAGGAGCGCUAUGUGCGCAAGGAAUACAACCGGGACCUGCUGGACUGGGUCAACAACUUAGGACAAUUUACGCCCGGCCAGGUGGCCACCCUUUGCCGGUAUCCGCUGGUUCUGGAGAACUCCUUGGUCCCAUCCAUGCCCAUCAGGAAACGCAACUCGGAGCUCAUUAACUCGCUGCUCAGUCUGCCCAAGAACAUGAACGAUGCGGGCAAGUAAACGUGAAUAAGUCCCGGUCGAUUUUUCGACGGAAUCGGAUGACCGCACCUUUGAACCCACGGAACCUGGACAAGAACCUAUUAUUUAAUGUUAUAUUAUAUUUUUUUGGUGCGUUAAAGGAAAAUGGAAAUCCGCAGAAAAGAGCUGGUGUAGUCAUCUAAUAGAGAGGAAAGACCGUAUGAAUUUGUUGCUUUAAAAAAUAUGUAGAAAAAUAUACAAAUAUCAAAUCUUAAAA
This is a messenger RNA of Drosophila rhopaloa, 568 nucleotides long. RefSeq names its product protein PDF. The record is from RefSeq and is a predicted model, not a curated record. Lineage: Eukaryota; Metazoa; Arthropoda; Insecta; Diptera; Drosophilidae. Bases 37 to 333 code for a protein of 98 amino acids. Gene Ontology annotation, molecular function: hormone activity. Gene Ontology annotation, cellular component: extracellular region. The transcript has a single exon. Gene Ontology annotation, biological process: response to light stimulus.